UGGAGACUACCUGGAGAGACUCAGGUGAAACUCAGAGCGAGAACGGAUUCCACCUGCUGCGAUCUCUGGAUUCUUACAGCCCAGACGUAACUACCUGCCUCCGCCGCACCGCUGCCGCCGCACCUGCCCCGGGGUAUCGAGGGGACGCUCGCUGUGACCUUGGAAUGGGACGCUUGGCAUUUCUCUGCACUCUGCUGGUGCUGCUGGGAGGCACUCGCUUGGCAUCAUGUCAAGUUCACAGCCGCAUUGUUGGUGGAGAAGACGCUCGGGCUGAUGAGUGGCCGUGGCAGGCCAGUAUAAAUUACAACGGUGAGCAUGCGUGCGGGGGGUCUCUGAUCUCAACGGAGUGGGUCCUAUCUGCCGCUCACUGCUUUCCAGGAGACCACGAGCUUACUGGUUACGCGGUUAAAGUGGGGGCCCUCAGCCUGGGAUCCCCGAGCCCCAACGAACAGCUGAGGAACGUGGCGGAGGUGAAGAAAAACCCUUCCUACUCGGAGGACAGCUCGCAGGGGGACCUGGCGCUCGUCCGGCUCAGCGCCCCCGUCACCCUCUCCAGUGCCGUUCAGCCCGUUUCCCUGCCGGCCGCCGGGGUCCAGUUCCCGGUGGGCAUGAAAUGCAAAGUGACCGGAUGGGGGAACGUACGCCAAGGAGCCUCGCUGCCAGAGCCGCGCACGCUGCAAGUCGGAGAGGUGGCGCUCGUCGGCAGGCAGACCUGUAACUGCCUCUAUCACAUCAACCCCACGUCGGCCACCUUGGGGUACAUCCAGCAGGACAUGAUCUGCGCUGGAUCCGCACAGGGAUCUGUCGACGCCUGCCAGGGCGACUCCGGAGGGCCCCUCUCCUGCCAGGUGAAUGGUAACUGGUACCAAGCAGGGGUCGUCAGCUGGGGUGAUGAGUGCGGGGCCCCAAACAGACCCGGAGUCUACAUUCUGACCAGCGUCUACGCCGACUGGAUCCGCAGCGUGGUGCCCGACGCUCGCAUCGAAUCCGUCACGGUCGACCUGCCCCCUGCUCCAGAGAACGAGAGCGGAUGCGUCGGGGCAGACGGCGUGUUUUACCCCAACGGAGCCCCCGUGUUUCUGGUGACCUUUGCCGCUCUCCCGCUGUACUGGUUGACGGUGUAUCUCCUGAGCAGCUCCUAAAGACUUGAACAGCCGCCGCUGCCGGCCCCAGGGCCACGUGUACAGAGACUGAGGCCCACGCGGAGAUUUGUAACAUAACCGACAAAGGAAAUCCUGAAAUUCUUUUUACUCCUAAAAUUGUAAAAUACUGUGAUUGUCGCUCCGUUUAGCUAACGGGGGCCAGGCUUGCAGACGUGAUGCUGGAGGUGAUGCGUGUAAAAGACACGGAACCUGUGUGUGUUUCUGCUGGGAUCGGUGGGCACGUAAGCCAAAGACCCCUUUUCUCCAGCUCCGUUUGUGAAAUCUGUGAGCUUCCUGCCGCCGCUGUGCGCCCAAUAAUGUCUCCCCCC
This is a messenger RNA of Spea bombifrons (plains spadefoot toad), 1471 nucleotides long. It is a transcript of the gene PRSS8, whose product is annotated as serine protease 8. NCBI's taxonomy places the organism in Eukaryota, Metazoa, Chordata, Amphibia, Anura, Pelobatidae. The coding region runs from base 165 to 1142 and encodes 325 amino acids. Gene Ontology annotation, biological process: proteolysis. The transcript has 6 exons. Gene Ontology annotation, molecular function: serine-type endopeptidase activity. The record is from RefSeq and is a predicted model, not a curated record.